Cuculus canorus (common cuckoo) is the source of this 9030-nucleotide messenger RNA. It is a transcript of the gene CFAP46, whose product is annotated as cilia and flagella associated protein 46. Gene Ontology annotation, biological process: axoneme assembly; cilium movement involved in cell motility. The coding region runs from base 105 to 7994 and encodes 2629 amino acids. The record is from RefSeq and is a predicted model, not a curated record. Lineage: Eukaryota; Metazoa; Chordata; Aves; Cuculiformes; Cuculidae. The transcript has 59 exons. Gene Ontology annotation, molecular function: protein binding.
CCAGCGGGAGAGAAUCGGGGUCCCGAUCCCGCAGCCGCGGCGGAGCCGUGGGGAGGUUCGGUGGGUAAAAGCCUGCGCUGAGGCUCCUGCCGAGCUGCCCCGCGAUGGAAGCUGCGCUGCGGGAGCGGCUGAGCGCGGCCGGGACCCACCGAGAUAUUCAGGCUUUGAAGAAUGCUUACGAGUUGAUCAAAUCAGCCAGUGAAGGAAAAUCUGCACUUGACUCAUCAGAUACCUUCAGCACUGACUUGUACGUCUUAUGUGCUGAACAAGCAUUUCAGCUGGGAUAUCUGGAAAUGAGCAGUGACUGCCUACAGAUGUAUUUUAAAGGAAGAUAUCCUGUGAACCAUUUUCUUGGCAGAGCGUAUUUAUGCCAAGGCCAGUUGCAUACUCCACUCUCUACAGAUAAUCUGGAAGAGUUUGAAAAGUUUGUGCUGUUUUUUAUGAAGGCAAUAGAUUUUGCCACCCAUGAUCGAAGAUACUAUUUUUUGACAUAUAAUGCCUCAGUUCUUUAUUGGCAACUUGUGAGGCCGUAUCUUAAGCCUGGAUUCCGCUGUUGUCUUAUUCCCAGCCUUUCUCAGAUUGUUAAAGCAUUAAACCAAACUGAAGAGCAAGACAGUGAAUGGAGAGCAGAACUCAUGAUAAAUUUACUUGAGUGCUUCCUCGAUGCUUCAAAACUGGAAGAAGCAAAAGACUUUGCGUCUACUGCAGCAGUCUUUAUUAAAGAAAAUGUUCCAGAUAAAUACCCUCAAAUAUUUUCUCUGAUGGUAUAUCACAAACUAAUGAAUACUUCCCAGAUAGAGACAGAAAUAAAAAACUCCAUCCAUUUUUCAGUUAUUUAUAAAAUGCAGAUAUUAAAAUUGCAAUGGGACACAAAUGAAUUUCCAGGUGAUGCCACCGCGGAUCUGAAUUCUGUAUAUCUACUUUUGAAACAAUAUGAUGUACCUCCAGCGUCCGUUCUCAGUGUGAAGAUUCCUUUGAUUCUGGAAUUGGCUCGUUUUUCUAUGAAAGCAAACUGCAUUGAUCUUGCAUAUGAUUGUAUACUUGAUCUGAAGAGAGCUGGCAUUACUGAGCAAGGGAAACUUAUUGAAAUAGAAUGCCUGGAAUGUGAAUAUAAAACUAAAAAAAUUGGCCCUAAAAUUGUGACUUAUACCAAAGGAGUCGUUGAGGCUCAGCUGGAAUUGAUAAAAAAUCUUGAAUUAACCUUAAAACGUGCCAUUCAGUUGGGAGAUCCUGAUGUGAUUCAGGUUGUUUGUGCAACCCUGUGGAAUCUGUGCUUACCACUGCUACAACAAAGUUUGCACAACCGUGUGCGAAAGCCAUUGAUAGCGGUUGCUGACGUCCUUGAAGAGAUUGACAGUUUGUUGAUUUUGUUGCGUUGCCAAGUUCAUAUGGAAAUAGCUCGUAUUGAAGAAGAUGGCGACAGAAUAGAGACUGCCAUGGAACAUUUGCAAAAAGCUAUACAGUUAGACAGCAGUGGGCAGUAUCAGGAGCAUCUAAGAUUGAUUUUGAACCGUCUUCGCUUGUGCACUAUGCUGUACAAGUCACCUGAGCGUCCAGAAGAUCGGGCUGUAAUGAUCAUUGAGCAGGCUAAAAGAGCACAGCAGAAGGAUGAUGUGAGGAAAAAGAGAUCCCUUCUGGUAAAUGCAGGUCUUGCACUAGCUCCUGAUUCGUUUCAGAUAGUCCUCGACAGUGAAAAUGAAGCUAAAGUUUCCACAGGUAAAAUUGGGAGUCAAAUAAGCUACCUCUGUGCAAAAGCAGAGCAUCAUAUUAAAAGUGUGGAGAAAGUUGAUGUACAUUGGAAACACUUCAGAAAUGAAAAUAACAGAGAGAGAAUUAUACUUUGGGCAGAUUUGGCAAAAGUGGCACGUAAACAAGAAGUAUGGGAUGUCUGCCGUGCAGCAUGCAGAUUUUGUCUCUUCUGUGAUGAUACUUUGUUUAGGAAGGUAACAAAACCUAAAAAAGUUUUAGCACAGAAGAAGAAAGCUAGUAUUGCCGUAAUGGAUGAUGGUCAAGGUGACAACUUACAAGGAGAAGCUUUACUACCUGCUCAAUCUUUCUCUUUUGAAAGAGAUUUACUCAGAAUAUUAGCAGAAAUAAGAUUCAUUAAUGCAGAGGCAACUGUUCAGUUAUUAAGAUUGCAGGGAAUUGAGCUAAAUGAUCAUGCUGUUCCUCCAAAAGAUACCAGCCAAUAUCAUCCAGGACAUCUUUCAUAUCUUCCUGAAAGUGAUCCAGAAUGGGAAACAUACAGUUUAUGGAUAAACCAUUUAUCUCGGUACGCUAUGGAAAACUUCCAACGUGCAGCCGAAAUAGGAGAACAAUUGAAUGAAGCCUGGAUUGUUCACAAUGCUGUGGUGUAUGUCUUAAACUACAAUAGACAUCUUAUCUCUUCAGGAAGACAGAGAGAAAUUAUUGAGUAUCUGCAGACUCUCCUUGAAGCCACAAAGACCGUUGGGCACAAUGGAAGUGCUGCGGUUUUAUUGUCUUUAUGUAAUGCUUUGGCUCGAGGCUUAAUUCUUUGUUGGAUUCCAAAGCCAGAAGAUGCUGAGAAGGGAAAAAUAGAUGCAGCAACAGACAGAGGCAGAAAAACUGCAGCAAAGAAGCACAAAAAAGCAAAUGUCAUCCAGUUUCUUUCAGUAGAUCCGAGUGGAAUACCUGAUAUCAAAGCUGCCUUAGAGAUUUGUCAAUUUGCCCUAAAUAUGAUGGAUGGAAGCAUCCCUAAUGAAACAGUACCGGUUGCUGUGCAGCAGCAGAUCAUCGCUACAUGGGUGAAAGCAAAACAGUUAAAUCAGCAGCAGAUUGGCCAUAAGCUUUGGGCUGAGGGGCAGAAUAAUGAUGUAGCGCAAAAUCCUAUGGCAAGAAUUCUUGUUGGUCUAGAAAUGUAUUCAUGUAAUGGCUUGGAUCUCAUGGAUUUCACUGUUCCUAGCUUAUCUCAGUUAGUGAAAUUGGCUUUGGAAUGCAGUUGGUCAGAUUCCUUAGUGGAAUUGCAGACACUGACUCGACUUACAUAUUUUGCAUAUGUAUCCCAUGACUAUGAAAUAGUGAUGACUUGUUCCAAAAGGAUCCUGCAAUUACAUGAGAAUUUUUUCCAUGGUAAAGAUACUAAGAAAUACAAAAUGCCAGGCAACAGAGUGAGAGAAGAAAUGUUAAGCAUUGCUGCCUGUAUACAAGGAAAGAGUAUAAUGGAAAAUUUGGCUGGAAGAAAACAUUUGCGUGUAGAAGCAUCAAAAGCCUUUGUUCAGAGUGCCAGCUAUGCAGGUGAAGCCAGAAAUUAUUCCCUUGUGAUAUUUGCAGCUCGACACUUCUGGAAUAUAUGUUUGCCUUUGAUGGGUUCUCCACGUGACAGACAGCAGCUUCGAGAACCUACUGAAAUAAUUCUUAGGAGUAUAAUUAAAGCAGAAUCUAAAAAUAAACAGGAGAAGAAAGAUACGUUGCCUUUGCAUCAGUGGGUUACAAGGGAUUUUCAGAAUAUUGGCUUAUCAGUAGGAUGCUCCCUCCCAGGUGCUGAGGAAGAUCUGACAUUAAGAACCUCCUUAUAUGGGUUGUUAUUCCACAUCUAUGCUGAUAAAGCUGAUUGGGAGACAGCACUGAAAGUCCUGGGUGAAGCUAUUCAGGUUUUGCCUCAGACAAGACACAAGCUGCUGAUUUUUAAACACAUGGUUACAGUGAAGGCAGGAUUGGGAUACAAUUUUAUGAUGGAUAUUCAGAAAUUCAGAGAUGAAAGCGAAGAUUAUUUGUCACGUAUGUGGCGUCAUUUGGUAACAGUCUCCACAAAUACUGUUGGACAGUUAAGCUGUUUUCAAAAUGCAAUCACUGCUUUACAGAAACAAGAAAAUGAAUGGCAGAAAAUUGAUUAUCUGAUGGAAUUUGCUGGAUGGUUAUAUUGUAACCAGUUUCCCCUCAAUGAUGUUAUUAAACUUUUGGACUGGGUGGUAAAUCUCUUGCUACGUAUGAAAUUUCCUAUGCAGUCCUCACAAGAAGAAGAAGAUUUGAAGAUAGACAUUGGAGCAAAUGAUACCAUGGUCCAGAUUAAUUUGGAAGAUUUGAGCAAUAUUAAACAAUUGGAAGCUUUGUUUAGAACACAGACAUUAAUGGCUGUAGUAUCUGGUUGUGGUUCUCCUUUUCAUCAGCAGCACUGUUUGACAGCAUAUGCUUGUAUCGUCCGUAUCUGGCAGGUAUCGUUGUCAGCAUCAGAACCUACUAUAAAAAUGCUAUCAAAGUCUUCGCAACUUGCAACUCCUCAGAAGGUACAAUCUGCUAAGAAAGAGACCAACAAAAAGAAAGAGAAACAAGUUGAAGUAUCUGCUGUGAAAGCGAAGCCUAGAGAGAAAAGAUCAGUUGAUGCCUUACCAGCAAAUGUGGAAGAAUGGGCUCAUUAUGACUGCCCCAAAGAAAUCAGAGAUGCUUUCAAACAGAAAACAAAUAGUUAUGGUAUUAACUGGGAUAAUUUCCCCAAACCUACUUGCACUUUGUAUUUUAUGGACCUUUUAUCUAAAGAACUACGGAAAGUUUCUUGCCCCCACUUGAUCCUUCCCAUCUUUCAGCUAGCUGAAGUUAUUGCUAAUGAAGUUGUGGAAUGUAGAAGCCUAUCUGAUCUCUAUCACCUUCGACUUGCCCUGAUAUGUUCAGACCUAAAACUCAAUCAGGCAUCUUCGUAUCAUGAGAAAGCUGCUGGAGAAACAUACAUUAGUGACUUGGAGCAAGCAAUGUGUAGGCAGGAGAUUGCUCUGAAAAAAGAAAAAGAAGUACAUGCCAAGACAGAAGAAAGAAAAACGUUUGUGGAAAAUGCUCAGCUGAAUAGUAGUAGGGAUCAGAAUAUCCUUACUUCAAGUGAAAAGUUUUUUGAGUUAAAUGCAGUAACAGGAAAAGGACUGAGUGCACUUUCUUUCCCUUACCUGUGGAUAGAAAAAGCUGAAGUACUGAUUCAACUAGGCUUGUAUCAGCCAGCAAGACUUCUGCUUUCAGAGGCUCAUGCUGCAACUCAGGAACUGGAGGCCCUGUAUGAUGUGUCGAGGUGCUUGUACUUAUUUGCUGUCUUGAAUAACCUGGAAAGAAACCAUGGCCAAGCUAAAGCACUCCUUGAGAAAGCACAGCUUCUAGGAGGAAAUGAACAGUUUUGGUACAACAGUACUCUUAGUCUCAUAGAAGCAAUUCUGGAGGAAGAGGGGGAAGGAAAACAGACUGUGGCCUGUGAGAUCCUGGAACACACUGCAAAUGUGUUCAGAUCUACUCUACUGAAGAGACCUAACAGACAGUCAGAGUUGGGUUUUAUGAUUGCAUCCCUUGAAGCCAGGAAAAUACUUAUUCAAGUACAUUUUGCCCAAGAUUGUAUGACAACUAGUGAUGAUUCACAUCAGUUGCUAUAUAUGCUACAGGAAUCAUACAAUAAACUAGUUCAAAUUGAGAAGGACUUCUUUCAUUAUGGGCAUAAAAACAGCAGCGCUGAGGUACUGCUAGAAUGUGCCAAUAUUCACAGGAUGAUGGCCAAGCAGAAAACAAAUGAAGAAGAAAAACACGGUCACUAUCUCGAUGCUUAUGACUUAGCUCAGAAGGCAGUAUCCAAAACAGAGGAAUUGUUUCAUAAUGUUUGUAGCUUCUUUGCAGUUGAUGAGACCACAAAUGUUAGUAUCCCGUUAAUGAGGCAGCUGGCUAACAGGAAGAUAAAUCUUGUAGAAAUUCUUUUGGAUGUUUUUCAUCUUGUUAUUACUGAGAAGAAGCGUAAAAAAAUGGGAGAAGCAUUAUCUUGUGAAAUUGUGGAGGCAUUCAUCAGGGGAUCUAUUGAAGAUAAUGCAACAGAACAGGAGUGGAAGCGUAUGGAAUGCACUGUGGGUCACAUUAUGCUGGCUCAGUUAGCAAAUGUACAGAGUCUUUGUAAAGGCUGUCCCGACAUCAGCUCCAAAUGCCUGUAUCUCACUGGAAAAACUCUUCAUUUACUUGCCAUUAAUGUAGAUCCUGUACAUUCAGAGGUUUACUGGAAGCCAAAUAUUGUGGAAGACGCUAAAUCAGACAUUGAAAAAAUGACUUCAAUAGAAUACAGUGAACAGGAAGUGACAGGCAGCAGUUUGCCGACGAAUAAACAUCAAAACGAUGAGUAUAGGAGGAAGGUGCAGGAAUUAAAGAAGGAACAUAGAUUGGCUCAGAAAUAUCUUUCUCAGUCCAGUGAAGCUUUACUACAGUGUAUGAGUGUGGCAUUCAGUCAUAAUAUCACUGACGUACUGGCUCAUGCUAGUUUUGAAGUGGUUGAAUGCUUUCAGCAAUUGGACCCAGUUGCAACUAGCCAGUUUUUGGCACUUCAUCAGAGCUGUUCAGCGUCUCUGAUGAUGAAGAGUAUCCUUUCAACAGCUACAUCUAACACCAGUAGCUCUCAGCUGGCGGCAUUACUGAAUCUUCAGAGUAAUUUGAAGCAAAACAGAAACACAAGUGAUCUUCUAAAAAACGUGGAACAGCAACUGACUGCUACUUCAAUGGCAUGGAGAAACCUCUGCAUUCCCGUUGAACAUUUUAAUAUAAUGGGUGAAUUGCCAUCUAAUUUCUACAUAAUUAUUCUCCACCAUUCAGAAGACAGAUCAAAUUUGUACAGUUCCUUGAUUGAAAUGCCAAAAGGAAGUACUGCACAGGAGAAAGGAAAACCCUCUCAGCCAGCUGUGCAAGCUAAAGUCUUUCGAUUUCCUGUGAAUCCUGAUAUGUUUUGUCUUUUGCUGGAAAAAGUGCGUCUUUACAAGCAGCAAAAGAUGAAGAGUCAUCUUAGACAGACUGUUGUUCAAAGCUCCCAAGAGCGUGUCUUCAAAACAGAUGUGACUCCAACAGAGAAAAUAGGUGGCAAUGGACAUGAUCUGACAUCAGAUUUCUCUGAAAUACUAGAAAUGAUGGAAGAAUAUCUGAAACCAGUGUUGUCACAGCUUGAUUUUUCUGACACCAGUAAACAGAGCACAUCAGUUUCAGCACCUGAAUCAGGAAAAAAAAAAGGGAAAGAUAAGGACACCAAACACACUAGAAUGCAGGCUACACCCGUGGAUUUAGGAUUGUGCGUGGUAUUACUAACAGAUCUAUUACUUAUGGAAUUGCCUUUGGAAGCUCUGAGUAUCUUCAAAGAGGAAGGAAUCAGUUCUGUAUCCAGAGAUUUUUCUCUCCAGAUUCUCUACAAUCGAGUACAUCUGGCUGAACCAGAGACUGAAGUCAAAACAGAUGUCAAAAUGUCUAAAGAAACAAAAUCAAAAGCUCAUCAGAAAAAGAAUAUUAAAAUGACACCAGUUAAUCCUGAUUUACCCUCUAAUUGCUUGCCUGUUGAUACUCAUAAUUUUAAAUAUAUUGUGGACCCCUAUAAUGAAGGAAGCGAGGCAGAAGCCUUAAGUCCUUCUCAAAAAAUAAAAGAACUGCUAGAAAAAUACCGUGACCUAUUUACACCACAGUGGGAAGGAGUUAUUGGCAAUGUACGGACUCCAAGCCAAGCUGAGUGGGAGCAGCUGCUGACAAACUGCAGUGCGUUUCUGUUCUAUGGGAUGGAGAGAUUCAUGUCCCAUAUUUUACUCAACAGACUGGUUGCUAUGAACAUCCCAAAAUGCCAUUUGAUGAUACUUCUAGAUCUGGUGCGAACAAAGAAAAGUUAUCAAAGAAUUACAAGGUCUGAUAUCCACAAAAGCUGUCUACAUAUUGCUCUAGAGGAACCAACAGAGACAGCAGUGCUGCUUAGCCUUGCAGGUGUUCGUUCUAUAAUAGCCAACCAGUGGUACACAACCUUGCAGGGGAACGCAGAAAGGCUAGAUAUUUUGUCAGAGAAUUUGUUGAGCGCUGGCAGAACAGCUGGGCAGACGGUCCAUAUUCUUCGAAAGAGGAAUACUCACAGAGAAAGGGACUCCAUUAAAAUGGAAGCAGAUUCUCACAGUUCUCCUGGAGAAAAAUCAGAAGAGACCAUCCCUGCAGCCUCAGAUCUUCCUACAACUCAUCCAUCGUUUUUUAAUUGUGUGCUAUAUGGUUUACCCAACGUAAUUAUUAUGUAAUUUAUGUCAGACUUUACAUCCUAAAAAUACCACUGCAAUGUGUGUAAGGCACACUUCGCGUUAAAGGUGUGGCAAGUGCUUAUUUCUCUUGGCCUAAGGAGGAGUGACCUUAAGAAAAUGUAUGUUUUGUUGAUGGACUGCUUUCUGUUUCAGAUGCGGACAGUUUGAUGUUAGAAUUAGAACAUUUAUUUUAGAAAUUUCAGUUAGUACUCUAAGGUUUUCUAAACUCCCUUGAAAGAAUCGGGUGAGUACCAACACGUCUUAAGGGAAAUUAGACUAGUUUUGGGGCAUUGAUGCAUGAGUGAGAUGGAAUGUAUCAUUGUCACUGCUUCCAUUUGGAAAAAGCUUUCCUUGAUGUGUUUUAUUUUUACAUCAAAGUUUUGUCGGUAGCAUAGCUGAAAAAUUUACAAAGUCACCCUAUUCUGAGUGAAUUGAUUCUUAACUUUUUCUAUAGCAGUAAUUGCAGUUUAAUUAGAAAAUACGAUAGUAUUAAAUAAAUGUUUAAUAAGUUUUGCUUUCUUUAUUUCCCUAUAGUUUUCCUGAACAAAAUAUGAAGAUCUAUUAAAUUAUUCCAAAAUCCCAAAUACGAUAAUUACAUGUAUAGAUUUUAUAACAAGUUCUUUUAAUCAACAAUGCGUUUUAAAAUACAUACUUUAAAACUUUUUUUGGUAGUAAUAACAGUAGAAAUAAUUGUAAAACACUCUAGCACCUAUGGGAAAAAACAAAGCUUUGAUCAUUAUUGCAGCUAAAACCAGUUUAAGAGUCUCUUCCAGUAAAAUGUGAUGUCUGUUUCCUGUGAUACACUUUUUGUGUUCCAGCUAAAGCAUUAAAAUGGCACUGAAAAGAUACUGUUCUUGCCUACCUGCUGUGCUAUAGUUAAUUAGAACCUGAUAAGAGUUAAUUAAUUAGUGCAGCCCUGUUGGAGACUUCUGGAAUCUGCUGGCCGAUGAGAAGCUUGACAUGAGCCGGCAGUGUGCGCUCACAGCCCAGAAGGCCAACCAUGUCCUGGGCUGCAUCCAAAGCAGCGUGGCCAGCA